ACCGGACGAACACGGAGAGAGAACAGGAGAUGCUGAUGCUAAAAGCGGAGGACACGCGCCCGCUCACUCGCGCUGAUCUCGCGCACGUUCCUUUAUGACGUCACGAGCCUGCGUUGCUUCACGCGCUCGGUUCUUCAGCUAUCCGUUUAUUUAUUUAUUUCAUUUCUAUCGGGCUCCUGCGGGAGGCGGGUGUCGUGAAGACCCCUUCAGAUGCUCGAUAUGAGCCGGAUUGAGGAUAGAAACCCAAGAGACCCGCCGAGGCUCCACUGACCCGCACAAAAACAGCAUCUCGAGCCGACAAAACAUGGAUGAUUCGGGGAUAAUCAGACGCAGGCGGCUGCAGGAUCUUCCACUGCCUCGUAAAAACAGCAGUUGCCGCAGCAACCGGAAGAGUCUGAUUCUGACCUCCACCUCCCCGACUUUGCCCCGCCCACACUCGCCAUUACCAGGACACAUAGGAAGUAGUCCUCUGGACAGCCCUCGUAACUUCUCUCCCAGUACUCCUGCACAUUUCUCCUUCGCUUCCUCUAGACGAGAUGGGCGUCGCUGGUCCCUGGCGUCUCUUCCAUCUUCUGGAUAUGGAACCAACACACCCAGUUCAACGUCUUCCAGCUCGUCUCAGGAGCGUCUGCAUCAGCUGCCGUCUCAGCCCACCAUGGACGAGCUGCACUUUCUGUCCAAACACUUCGGCAGCACAGAGAGCAUCACCGAUGAUGAUGGAGGACGCUGCUCACCUCACAUAAGACCACGCUCACGCAGCCUGAGUCCGGGCCGCUCUCACUCCUGCUACGACAAUGAGAUCAUCAUGAUGAAUCAUGUUUACAGGGAACGCUUCCCUAAGGCCACGGCGCAGAUGGAGGGCAGGUUGUGUGAUUUUGUCCACUCGUACUGUCCUGAGAACGUCCUGCCUCUGGCUGACGGGGUCCUCAGCUUCAUCCAUCACCAGAUCAUCGAGCUGUCCAGAGACUGCCUGACCAAAUCUAGAGAGGGCCUCAUCACAUCCGUCUACUUCUUUGAGCUGCAGGAGAAUCUGGAGAAACUUCUGGAUGAUGCGUAUAAGCGGUCAGAGAGUUCAGAGUUGACCUUUGUCACAGAGUUGGUAAAGAAGAUCUUCUUCAUCAUCGCUCGACCUGCUCGACUUCUGGAGUGUUUGGAGUUUAACCCUGAAGAGUUCUACCAUCUGCUGGAAGCGGCUGAAGAUCACGCUAAAGAAGGUCACCUGAUGAAGACGGACAUCCCGCGCUACAUCAUCAGUCAGCUGGGUCUGACACGAGACCCUCUGGAGGAGAUGGUCAGUCGGGAGCAUUAUGACAGCGAGGGUCCCGUCACACCAGAGACAGACGACUCUGCAGAGGGAAAAAUGAAACCCAUGAAGCCACCAGGAGAGGCAGAUUUCCAAACCAUCAAACUCAUCAGCAAUGGAGCCUACGGCGAGGUGUAUCUGGUCCGUCAUCUGGAGACCCGGCAGCGCUUCGCGAUGAAGAAAAUCAACAAGCAGAACCUGAUUCUGAGGAACCAGAUCCAGCAGGCGUUUGUGGAGCGAGACAUCCUGACCUUUGCUGAGAACCCGUUCGUGGUCAGCAUGUUCUGCUCCUUUGAGACCAGAAGACACCUGUGUAUGGUCAUGGAGUAUGUGGAGGGAGGUGAUUGUGCCACACUGCUCAAAAACAUCGGAGCGCUGCCUGUGGAAAUGGCCCGUAUGUACUUUGCAGAAACCGUCCUGGCUCUGGAGUACAUCCACAACUAUGGCAUCGUGCAUCGAGAUCUCAAACCUGACAAUCUGCUCAUCACGUCAAUGGGUCACAUUAAACUCACCGAUUUCGGUUUGUCCAAAAUGGGCCUCAUGAGUCUCACCACAAAUUUGUAUGAAGGACACAUCGAGAAGGACACCAGGGAGUUCCUGGAUAAACAGGUUUGUGGCACACCGGAGUACAUCGCCCCUGAGGUGAUCCUGCGGCAGGGCUAUGGGAAGCCGGUGGACUGGUGGGCGAUGGGCAUCAUCCUCUAUGAGUUCCUGGUGGGCUGCGUGCCGUUCUUCGGCGACACUCCAGAGGAGCUGUUCGGUCAGGUGAUCUCAGAUGAUAUUGUGUGGCCCGAGGAUGAUGACGCACUUCCUCCGGACGCACAGCACCUGAUCUCAUCUUUACUUCAGACCAGCCCACUGCUCAGACUGGGCACAGGCGGAGCAUUUGAGGUGAAGCAGCAUCCGUUCUUCGGCGAUCUGGACUGGGGCAGUUUACUCCGCCAGAAAGCUGAGUUCAUCCCAAACCUGGAGUCUGAAGAAGACACCAGCUACUUUGACACACGAUCAGAGCGAUAUCAUCACGUUCACUCGUACGAUGAGGACGACACUAAUGAUGACGAGCCUGUGGAGAUUCACCGCUUCUCCUCCUGCUCGCCACGAUUCAGCAAGGUGUACAGCAGCAUGGAGCAUCUGUCCCAGCUGGAGCACAAACCUGUGGUGACCCGCCGAGAGCCCAAACCUCACAGAGAAGACCGGGCCAAGAGAGAGAGCAUGGGCAGCCUGACCCUCCGAGACAAGACCUGGAGAACCGGAUCCCCAGAGAUGAAGCGUCUGUCGUGUUCGGAGUCGUCCUUCACCGAAUCAGACUCCAGUCCUCCCGGAGCUCGCCGCCGUUUCUCAGCGCUGAUGGACACACACCGCUUCGCUUCUCCACUGGAGGGAGACAGUGACACACACACACGCCAGCCGCCCGUCAAAACCAGAGGGACGUCACUAGAGGGCGCCAGUGUUCCCGUCAGUUCCGGACUGUUUGAGUCCAGCUCUGCCGUGUCAGUGGGACAUCCUGGAGACAAGCUUCUGCGUCCCGCUGAAGGUCCAUCAGCUCCUCUGCACAUGCCGGAGCCCUUCAGUGCACGAGUAGGAAGUGACCUCGUCUUACGAAGAGCACGACAUCAUCAGAUACCGAGCGACAGUGAGAAACGAACCGCCACUCGCUCCGGCACAAAAGUCAUCAAGUCGGCCUCCGCCACGGCGCUGUCUGUCAUUAUACCUGCAGUUGAGCAGCAUGGUACGUCUCCGCUGGCCAGUCCCAUGUCUCCUCGAUCCGUCUCAUCCAAUCCCUCGUCUCGUGACUCAUCUCCGAGUCGUGAUUAUUCGCCUACGGUCAAUGUCCUGCGCUCACCGAUCACCAUCCAUCGCUCUGGGAAGAAGUACGGCUUCACUCUGCGAGCCAUCAGAGUCUACAUGGGCGACAGUCACGUGUAUAGCGUACAUCACAUGGUCUGGCAUGUAGAAUGUGGUGGGCCGGCCCAGGAGGCGGGGCUUUGUGCUGGUGACCUCAUCACACAUGUGAAUGGAGAGCCUGUGCACGGAUUGGUGCACACAGAGGUGGUGGAGCUCAUUCUGAAGAGUGGCAGCAAAGUAACAGUGACGACUACUCCGUUCGAAAACACCUCCAUAAAGAUUGGUCCCGCCAGGAAGCUGAGCUACAAAGCCAAGAUGGCCAGACGCAACAAGAAAUCAGCAGCAAAAGAUGGACAAGAGAGUAAGAAACGCAGCUCUCUCUUUCGUAAGAUCACUAAGCAGUCAAACCUUCUUCACACCAGUCGUAGUCUGUCUUCUCUGAAUCGCUCGCUGUCGUCUGGAGACAGUCUGCCUGGAUCUCCCACACAUAACCUGUCUGCCCGCUCUCCGACACAGACGUACCGCUCUCCGCCAGACUCCACCUACCUCGGCACGUCAUCCCAGAGCAGCUCUCCCGCAUCCAGCACACCAAACUCGCCUGCUACAUCUCAGCACAUGCGUCCAAGCUCUCUUUAUGGCCUCUCACCCAAACUCCACCGCCAGUAUCGUUCUGCACGCUGCAAAUCUGCCGGGAAUAUUCCUCUGUCCCCAUUGGCUCACACACCAUCCCCGACUUCGUCCUCUCCACCACCCAUAGCGGGACACAUCGUUGGCAGCUCCAACACCACCCAGGCCUUCCCUGCAAAGCUUCACGCCUCCCCUCCAAUAACACGUCCACGACCUAAAAGUGCAGAACCACCCCGUUCCCCUCUUCUCCAAAGGGUGCAGUCCGCCGAGAAGCUCGGUCCACCUUCUCCGCCAUCCUCGUCAUCUUCUGAUAGGAAGGGAGGGCUUGGCAUUAGAAAGCAUGGUUUGGAUGUUGUGCAUGCCGAAUACCGCCGGGAGUCCUUCCACUGCGAGCAUGCCCUCCAGAGCUUGAUGGAGAUAGAAGGAGAAAACACGCCCAGUGCUCUACCCUCUCCACCUGAUCAAACGCCAACGCACAUGCCCAUCAAGCACACGUUGAGUCCAGCAAGGCAACUCGGGAGGCAAGACUCAAUCAUGGAUAGAGAGUUUGAAGGGAAAUCGAAGCAGGCUGACUCAAGCGAAGCAAUUUUGAAGACUGCAUCAAAAACUGAACCAGUAGCAAUCAUUGUAGAUCUUAAAUCAACCCCGUUGGGUGAAACAACCCAGAGGGAUAAAGUAGCCUCUAAGUUUGAGUCUUCCCAAGUUUCAGUUGCCUCAAUGGGGAAGGUUGUAGCCAAGGAUGUGGGAAAGAUUGAAUCUUCUAGUACUUUGGUAACUGGCCCCAAGAUCCCAGAUUGGACGCCAAUUGUCCAGAGCUCUGGAGUACAGGAACUCAAACCUCAUCAAACCGAGAGUCCUAAAGGGCUGGAGAAUGGCAAAGACAUUGGAAAGAUCCCAGUGAAAGAGAAAACCCAAUUGACAAAGACUCCAGAGGCAAGCAAGUCAAGUAAAGGACCUUUAAAUGUUGAGGGGACUGGAUCUGGUUCUAUUGGUACACCUAAAGUCUCAGAAGCAGUUCCAAGCCAGUCUAAGAGCAUUCAGGAACGGGCUCAAACUCCAUCAGGGUCAACUCGAGGCCCUCAGGAGGAAAGAUGUCGCCUCGAAGCAGUCGAAGUCUCUCCUCCCUCUCCAUCUCCAAUUGCUAGGUCACCUUGCACAAGCAAGUCAAGGGCCAUUUCUCCUGGUGACCGGUCCAGUUUUGUGACCCAGCUGACCAGUGUGGCUAAAACUGUGCUUGGGCCAAUGAAAUUGGGCUCCCAGGAUGGGGGGAAGGCCAAAGACAGCUCCAAGACAAAUGAGGACAAACGAGCCGCCACAUUGGGAAAGUCCGAGGCCUCAUCUGGGGGUCGCCGAGGAUUGACGGGAACUUGGCCUGGCCCUGGAUCAUCAUCAAAGCCUGAAAAGGCAUCAAAGAGCUCUUCCAAGCAUUCAUAAUAUUCUCACUGAAAUAUACUAUUGGGAACUUUGAAUGGCAUGCAUUGCCAGUAGUUGUCCAAAUGCAGACCAAGUUCAAAAGACUCUACAGCCAUCAAACCAAGAUAUCUACGAGAAAAAAAAAUCGUAAACAAGAAAAGGUGCUUCAAAAUGAUCGUUGUCAAACAUGUUUGUUUGUGCAUAUGCCAUAAAUAUAUAUGCACCAUCAUAUGUGGAUGUAGACACAAAAAAACAGUAUAGCUCCGUCCGAAAUCGCAUACUUCCCUACUAUAUAAUAUGUCAAAAAUAGUGCCCAAGCCGAGUAGCAUGUCUGAAUUUAUAGUAUUGGAAAAACAAUACGUGAGAUGUACCUGGAUGACCUAGUACUUUUGGUGAGAUUAUGAAGUGUGCUUCCAAUGGACACUUAACUUUCCCUUGAGGCUAUGCGAGAGAAUUUAUGAAUGGGAGGGAAGCGACGCAACUGACAUUAAUAGGUCAUGUGAUAAUGAUACGAUGCAGUACGUCUGAAUUCCAUUCAUACUACUCACAUUCAUACUGUAUUGAACACACUUUUCUUAGAGUUGUGAAGCUCAAAUUCAAAUGUAUCACCUACACUAGUACUAUGCGAUUUCGGAUGCAGCUCAUGUCUUUAGAUGCAUGUUAUAUGUAUAUUGUGAAUAGAAGAGUCAAAAAAUAAGAUAUGAAAAAUGAAGACCUAAUGCUAGUGAACACUGCACAUCCAAUCAUUCCUGCCCGCUCUAUAGAGGGCAUGACCUGUCAGCCAUCACCAUAUCAAUCAAUCGAUUUGUCAGAUUUAGAUGUGAGAAGUAGUUAAACUGUUUACCUAGUGACCGACACGAUAGAUCCAAACAGUCUCAUUCCAGUACCUCAGCUAUACUGUUAAACUGCCAACAGUAGCACGAUACUAGAAACGAUGGAAUGUUUGGGAGUGUUUAACUAGCGGAAAUGGGAAAUAAUUGUUGCACAAGGAUAAAACCAUGUGUAUAUAUGCUCGUUUAUCCUGUCUUAAUUACAUUUGCACUGGAAACGCCCAGCAAAAGUCAACAUGAAGUGUACAUUUUUUACUUUUUUUAAUGUGCGCACUUCCACAAUUCAUCAGUGCAAAGCUUUUACAGAUAGCACCACCUUGGCCAUGCAAAUUGUUUACCCAAAAGACCUCAAUCAGGGUAGCUAGCACCAUUAGUCCUAAAGGGCUGGAGAAUGGCAAAGACAUUGGAAAGACCCCAGUGAAAGAGAAAAUCCAAUUGACAAAGACUCCAGAGGCAAGCAAGUCAAGUAAAGGACCUUUAAAUGUUGAAGGGACUAGAUCUGGUUCUAUUGGUACACCUAAAAUCUCUGAAGCUGUUCCAAGCCAGUCCAAAAGCAUUCAAGAAUGGGCUCAAACUCCAUCAGGGUCAACGAGGCCCUAAAGAGGAAAGUUGUCGCCUCGAAGCAGUCGAAGGCUUUCCAGCCUCUCCAUCUUCAACUGCUAGUUCACCUUGUACAAGCAAAUCAUGCGCCAUUUCUCCUGGCGACAGGUCCAGCUUUGUGACCCAGCUGACCAGUGUGGUUAAAACUGUGCUUGGGCCAAUGAAAUUGGGCUCCCAGGAUGGGGGGAAGGCCAAGGACAGCUCUAAGACAAAUGAGGACAAACGAGCCACCACAUUGGGAAAGUCUGAGGCCUCAAUUGGGGGUCGCCGAGGAUUGAACUUGGCCUGGCCCUGGAUCAUCAUCAAAGCCUAAGAAAGGCAUCAAAGAACUUUCCAAGCAUUCAUAAUAUUCUCAAUCCACACAAUUCAUCAGUGCAAAGCUUUUUCAGAUAGCACCACUUUGGCCGUGCAAAUUAUUUAACUUAAAGACCUCAAUCAGGGUAGCUAGCACCAUUAGUCCUAAAGGAAUGGAGAAUAGCAAAGACAUUGGAAAGAGCCCAGUGAAAGAGAAAACCUAAUUGACAAAGACUCCAGAGGCAAGCAAGUCAAGUAAAGGACCUUUAAAUGUUGAGGGGACUUGAUCUGGUAUUAAUGUUACACCUAAAAUCUCAGAAGCAGUUCCAAGGCAAUCUAAAAGCAUUUAAGACUGGGCUCAAACUCCAUCAGGGUCUACUCCAGGCCCUCAAGAGGAAAGAUGUCGCCUCAGUCAAAGACUCUCCAGCCUCUCCAUCUCCAACUGCUAGGUCACCUUGCACAAGCAAAUCAUGCGCCAUUUCUCCUGGUGACCGGAGCAGCUUUGUGACCCAGCUGACCAGUGUGGCUAAAACUGUGCUUGGGCCAAUGAAAUUGGGCUUCCAUGAUGGCGGGAAGGCCAAGGACAGCUCCAAGACAAAUGAGGACAAACAAGCUGCCACAUUGGGAAAGUCUGAGGGUUCAUCUGGUGGUCACCAAGUAUUGACGGGAACUUGGCCUGGCCCUGGAUCAUCAUCAAAGCCUGAAAAGAGCUCUUCCAAGCAUUCAUAAUAUUCUCACUCCACACAAUUCAUCAAUGCAAAGCUUUUUCAGAUAGCACCACCUUGGCUGUGCAAUUUAACCAAAAGACCUCAAUCAGGGUAGCUAGCACCAUUAGUCCUAAAGGGCUGGAGAAUGGCAAAGACAUUGGAGAGACCACAGUGAAAGAGAAAACCCAAUUGACAGACUCCAAAGCAUUCAAGAACGGGCUUAAACUCCAUCAGGGUCAACUCGAGGCCCUCAAAAGGAAAGAUGUCGCCUCGAAGCAGUCGGAAGACUCUCCAUCUCCAACUGCUAGGUCACCCUGCACAAGUCAGCAGUGCAAAGCUUUUUCAGAUAGCACCACCUUGGCCGUGCAAAUUAUUUAACCAAAAGACCUUAACCAAGGUAGCUAGCACCAUAUUUAAUUUUAAACUGAAAUUAAAACAAGGUUGUGAGAGGAUUGCACUCUGCAAAGUAGCAAGAUUUCCAAACAGAAGCGUGAGCAUUAUGGAAGUAAAACAUGUCACAGACUUGUUGACUUUUAAAUAUCUGGGAAGAAGUACGGAGAGUUAAUAUAGUUUAAAAACUUGAGAGUGAAGGACAAACCUCAAGAAUUGUCAUUGUUAUGAAAUUAUAUUGAGAAUAUCAGAUGAACUCUACGAAGAAAAUAUGUCACUAUGAUGAUGUCAUCCUGGUAGAUUAUAUUAUAGGCCAGUAAAUGCACUGUGGGUUAUACACUUGAAUUCUUACUAAUCUGACGAAGCCUGAAUUAUUCUUUAGUAUAUGCAGAAGAGUUUGUGAAGUGCGAGGUGGUUCGUGUGUAGACGUGUUUCAUUUGAAUCCAUUCAGGGCUUUUAAUUCACUUUUUGCUACAUGGUGAUCUUUACGUCAAGCUUUUAUAGGAAUUUAUUACGCCGUAAGUUGACAUGUAAACGUCCGUGUGGUUUGCGAGAGAUGAAACGAUGUUAUUUGUGAAUCUGUUUACACUUUAAUUCACACAGUUACUCUCACGUUUGUGCGAACGUCCUUCGGGGACUCUGUGUGUAGUAAAUCUAGCGAUGUUUUAGGAGUGUUUUUGGUGCCACGUUAGCGCAAUGAUUAUCUUCCAAAUUAACUGAUCGUUUUGCCAAUGUAGGAGUUUAUACUUUACCCAAAUAUUUACCUUUAGAGGUGAAAACUGAACUGAUCGCAAAAAAGUACAGUGGUUUAAAAUGGUUCUAGAUGAUGCCAUCUAGAUUUAUCAUGGUACUUCUCUAAAUAUACAUGAAAGUGGUAGAUAUUUGUUACUAUCUUAUAUAUAUCACCAUCACUUUACUAUUACCACAGUACUUAGGGAAGUUUUUUAACAAUAUUUGGGUAGGGCGUAUAUUCCUUUGACAUAUUUUUUGAUCGAUUUGUGCUGUAAUGUGUGUAGGAUAGAUUGUGUCAGUUGUGCGUCAAUGUGUUUAGAUUCUGUAGGCAUAGCGUUUGCCUGAGACAGUUACUCGUGCAAUGAGUACAAGCAAUUGAAUGCACUUUAUUGAUUUUAUUGACCUCUGUUUGUGUUUAUAUAAUUUAUUUAUAACUUGAUUUGAAUGAUUUUUGUCGCCCUGUUUGAUUAUUACAAUGGGAGGUUGUAUGUGGCCCUUUGUAACUAAGCUGCUUUGCAUAAAUCUUCCUCAAACUGUAGGAUUUUUUGUACAUUGACUUCUUAUAUCAUUGUUUAGUUACAGUUUUUUUAUGAUUUCUCACCUCAGGCAAUGGUAUAAACUAAUGCAAUUUAAAAAUAAUAAUAAAGUGCAGUAAUAAUAAAGAAGCUGAUAACAUGU
Messenger RNA from Danio rerio (zebrafish), 9419 nucleotides. Lineage: Eukaryota; Metazoa; Chordata; Actinopteri; Cypriniformes; Danionidae. The record is from RefSeq and is a predicted model, not a curated record.